AUGUCAAAUCUUUCGUCUUUUUCAUCAAUGGCUACUAUGUUACAAACAUCUAAUAUUGUUUGGCAAAGUGUUAGUCUAACGGAUGAACUUAAAAUUAAUCUUGAAUAUGAUAUUCAUCGUGGUUUACUUAAUAUUUUUGUAAAAAAUACCGGUAAUAAUGACAAAUUACCAUGUCACAUUAAUAUUCUGUCGAAAUGCUCUGAAGAUGAUUGUAAAUUAACAUCAAAUUCUAAUAAUAAUAAUGAUAAUAGUAAUUAUCUAAUGUCACCUGAGAUACUACAAGAUCAAACGAACGUCACAUCCGAUAAUGAAAUAAAUAUUUGUUAUGAAAUAUCAACGACCUAUGUUUAUGAUAUAAUCGAUGAGAAUGAAAAUACCGAUCAAAUUGAUUUUAGUCAAACAAUGAUUUCAUCAUCACCAUCAUCAUCAUUCUAUUGUGAUGAACAGACAAUAGAUAAUGAUGAUGGAUAUUCAACUCAUUCACUUGAUGAUAUUGAACAAUCUCAACCACAACCACAACAACAACAGUCACUAGCAAUUCCUUCAUCUAAAUUAAUUGUACCGUCCUUUUCUUCUUCUAUAUAUCAUCAUCAUCAUUAUUAUUAUUCUGAACAGUAUGUUUCACCUGUCCGCCAGCUAAUUGAACAACUGACAUGGUUAAGUCCAUUUAAACAAACUGUACAAAAAAUGAUGAUGAAUCAUAUGUUUGAAUGA
This is a messenger RNA of Rotaria sp. Silwood1, 714 nucleotides long. The record is from the annotation of a GenBank genome assembly. NCBI's taxonomy places the organism in Eukaryota, Metazoa, Rotifera, Eurotatoria, Philodinida, Philodinidae.